Nerophis lumbriciformis (worm pipefish) is the source of this 990-nucleotide messenger RNA. RefSeq names its product cytochrome b-c1 complex subunit 6, mitochondrial-like. The record is from RefSeq and is a predicted model, not a curated record. Gene Ontology annotation, cellular component: respiratory chain complex III. NCBI's taxonomy places the organism in Eukaryota, Metazoa, Chordata, Actinopteri, Syngnathiformes, Syngnathidae. Gene Ontology annotation, biological process: mitochondrial electron transport, ubiquinol to cytochrome c.
CUUCCAGACCUUUCCGGCGUGUGACCGAGGCAUCGUCCUCGACCGAGAUCUACUCAGCAGGCCUGCGUUCUUUUUGGCGAGCAAUUCGGGGCAAAUAUGGGGUUUGAAAGGAAAAUGCUCACUAACGGCGACCCAGAAGAGGAGGAGGAAGAAGCCCCUGAAGAGAAGGAGGAGGAAGAAGAAGAGGAGGAUGAAGAGGACCUGGUGGAUCCCCUUGACGCAAUCCGCAGCAAGUGUGAGCAGUCUGAACACUGCCUGCACUACAAGGAGCGUCUGGAGCUCUGCGAGACGCGUGUCAGCUCCAGGUCCAACACCACUGAAGAGUGCACUGAGGAGCUCUUUGACUUCCUGCACGCGCGAGACCACUGUGUCGCAACCAAGCUGUUCCACAUUGUGAAAUGACGCGUGUGACGGACGUGACUGCUAGAACUGUAAAAUAUGGAGGGGAGUACUUUCAAAUUAUUUUUCUAUUUUAGUAGCGUACACAUUGUGUGGGGGUCCUGGUCUAAACACACCAUCCUCCUCACAUAAUGAUAUGAGUCAAUUUGUACAUCUAGUGUGUGUGUGUGUGUGUGUGACAAUCAUUGGUACUUUAACUUUAACAUAGUCAGUCUGCUUGUUUUGUGCGCAGUUCCUAUAAGAAAUAUGAAAUAACAAGGUUGUGGAUUUUACCUCUGGACUCGUACAUAAAAGGGUUUAUCACAGUCAUUUGUCAGCAGGAUUACUCAAAAAAGGGGCUAGAAAGACACAUUGGAAGGCUAUAGUGUAGAGAAAAUACCUUUCCAACAAAUACCGUAUUUUUCGGCGUAUAAGUCGCUCCGUAGUAUAAGUCGCACCGGCUGAAAAUACAUAAUAAAGAAGGAAAAAAACAUAUAUAAGUCGCAUUUUUGGGGAAAUUUAUUUGAUAAAAGCCAACACCAAGAAUAGACAUUUGAAAGGCAAUUUAAAAUAAAUAAAGAAUAGUGAACAACAGGCUGAAUAAGUGUACGU